Procambarus clarkii (red swamp crayfish) is the source of this 6877-nucleotide messenger RNA. Lineage: Eukaryota; Metazoa; Arthropoda; Malacostraca; Decapoda; Cambaridae. The record is from RefSeq and is a predicted model, not a curated record.
CUCCGCGCGUGCGGAUUGUCCUUCUCUUUCGUUUCCUGGUGAGAUGGUUAGCCCCUCCGGAGGCGCUGUGUGGGCUCAAGCCGUUACCUUGUGGUGAGUGUUGGGUGGCGAGUGAUCCACGAGGCUGUGAGAGCCGCCUGGGGGUGUAUACUGGUGUGUCAUGGUGGAGGUGUGAGCGGGUUGCUGGGUGUGGUGAGCGAUCACUGGUGCCAGCUCAUAGGUGGUGGCGGUCGCCACCCAUCCCAUGCCAGGGGAUGCCAGACUUUUGUUGAUCAUAACCCGAGGUUGGUGCCAGUGUGCCUCUACCUCCUCUACCUGCACCACUAACCCACGUCAUGUGUUGUUAGAGACUCUAAUUGUUCAUCUUGUGUAGCCCUCACCACCCGGUGACCAAGAGAGAAAGUGAACGAUUUAGAAAGUGAGCAAGUGAGAUAAUCAAACUAGAAAUUGCCCAAGUUGAAAAGUGACAAGUAUCAUGGUGACACCGUCGAAAAGUGACAAAGAAUUGCGGUGACAAAGUUUAAAAGUGACAAAAUUUGGAAAAUGAGCAAAGUUGGAACAUUUAAACCAUUACUUGUUCGGUAUUAUGAGAGGAAUGAAGUAAAACACCCGUGAGAAGAAGGGCGUCUUGGUGUUGGUGGUCAAUCAAGACGUGUCAUCUUGGUAAUGUUAUCAUGUGUUAUCGUUGAGAGAUAGCCAGGGAUCAUUGUGGAUAUGAGUUGGGGGGGAGCUCAGUGCCACAGGUGCCUGGUUAGUGCUCCGCCCUCAGUGCCUUUCCUCAGUGCCUUAACCCUCAGUGUUUUCCGUAAGUGCUUUAUGUGCCUUCGGAGAGUGCCUUCCGUGAGUGCCUUCGGUGAGUGCCUUCGGUGAGUGCCUUCGGUGAGUGCCUUCAGUGAGUGCCUUCAGUGAGUGCCUUCGGUGAGUGCCUUGCUCGAGGCCCUCGCCCGCAGCAGUCAUGGUCGGUGAGGCUGCCACCAUCCCUACCUCAAGACAGAUGCUGGGGAGUUUGUUGGUAAAGAGAUAGUGUCGUCCUCGCCGGCACGACCAUCCGCUCUCCUGGAGUCUGCAGGAGAGGAACCAGCAUCCAUCUUCCAUUCCCUACAGCGAAUGAUCUCUGGUCCUCACUCAGCAUCCAUCAGCCCAGGCGAACGAAGCGCUUCUUGGUUGAGUAAAAAUGGAGCCGGUGCAAGACUUCAGUCGCCUGCGGGUCACAGACUCUCCUCAAGAAGGGCUACAGAAGACCCACGUCACGUCAGGAAAGGUUUAUUCCUCCAUCGGCCGGUCGCAGUCACAAGGCGUCUCUCACACAACGCAGAGCAACUUACAAAGACCUCCGCCUCCAAAUUAUCCUUCUGAGGAGCCCCACUUGAACGUAGGAGACGUGGCCAGAGGAAGGACGAGUGGGAUUCCAACAGAAUCCUACAGUAGUCAGGGAUACAGGAAGUCCCGUCCUCCUCCGCUGUACCAUGAAGCUGUUAGUAAUCUCAACCGCAUGAACAGUUACAAUCCCGAGUCUAAUCUUCAGAAGUUUGCUUCUGAGACGUCAUUGUUGAAGGGUAUUGGGGAGGAGGAGAGGUACCCCAGUGUGGAGCCCGAAGGCUAUAGGGGCCGAAGUCACUCCAACGCCGCCUGCAUCAGUCGUCCUCUUGACAUCCCCAAGAGGUCCCGACCUCAUGAACACACGCUCAACUCCUCAAUGAAAGCACCUUUUUCACAUCUGAAUUCCAUAUUUCAACAGCAGCCAUCUCUCAAAGGCGCCAGUUCGACUGAGGCAAACACUGUUAUGGUCCAGCAAAAAUCCCAGAUGAUUCAUCGAUCACAACAGUUCAGGGACGAGCAAAGACAACGAGGAAGUCUUCCGAUCCCAAUCAGAAAUAACUUUCGUUCAAAAAGUCCAAGCAUUGACUGUAUUGUUUCUGAAUCGAUCAAUGCAACGUCCAGUAAGUUUUUUGCUUCCAAAAGUCCCAGCGUUGACACCUGUUUGGACCGUAUAUUAAAUCCAUGUGAUGCUAACUUUUCCCAUGCUAGUUGGCGGGACCAGGAUAUACGAGGUACAAAUCAUCUAACAGUGCACAGUGCUAAGCAUUUCCGUAGCAAGAGCCCGAGUCUAGAUGCCGGGGUCUUCCUUCAGGCUGUGCGUGGCGCGAGCCACAUGGAAUAUCCGGGGGACAAACAGUAUUCUCAGCGCCCUCUUGCAAAUACCACUUUGUCCGAGUUCAAGGUGGAGUCAGUGGGUCAGGGCGCAGCUAGCCGCAGUGGAGAUAACUCGUUAUCAAACCCAUCACCCGGUGGUCUGGAACGGCGCCCGAGCGCCCAAAGCUUACCUGACCUCUCUGGACCAGCCCUAGAUGAUCUCUGCCCCAUCACUGGACCUUCGGCUGCUUGUAACACCCGCCCCUUCAGCCCCCCAACCUACACAACUUCUCACUAUUCGCCUCAGGGACACCAGUCACAGCUACACACCGAAGGCUACACCUCACCGCUACUCACUAGCAAAAUCACUUCGCAACAUCUAUCAAAGACUACAAAUACGGAGAGACAGAGAUUUCCAUCUCGCCCAUCUCUGCAGACAUCCCCAAGCCGGGAUAUUCCUGGAGCCAAGGGCGACCAGACCUCGCCUCCUCCACCAUACUCACGCCACCGGACACAGGGGGACGCGAGCAAAGGAUCCCUCCUGCCGGGGUUCGAGAGAGUCAUGCCCACGUUGGAAACACGACCGGUUGUCGGAAACUCCAACCUGGUGGUCAGCCGUCUCAGCAGCAAUACAGGAGGAGGAAGGAUGCACCUGGAGGACUACAGCAGCAGUCAGGCGGGGUCACCGGAGCCCCUCGUGCCCUCGGAGCUGACCUCGUGUGACCUGGGCGGCCUCAUCAGCCCUCUGGGAGACACCUCCCACGCUGGGUCUCCCAUGGGGCCGUCUGCGGCGUUCUCCCCUCCCACCAUCAGCGUGGAGGCGCCCCGGGAGUCCAACGCGGGCCCGACGUCGCAGCUGUCGACGGCCAUGACGGCUCUUGGGGAACUACACGGUGACCUGUACCUGGCGGGGGACGAGUGGCCGCCCUCACUAGAGAACCUGCUGACGGCGCUGCCGGGGGGCUCCUCGCUCCCGGAGCUGGUCAUCACAGACCCGCGUCCUCCUGAUGCCCCUAUCUUCUCCAGCCCCAUGCCGACCCCCGCGCCCUCCACGGACCUCCUCGACCUGCCCUCCAGCGAGGGACUCGAGUUGUACCUCGGAGGCAGCCGGUGUUCAGCGUCGCCUAUGAGUGUCUCCCCCGGCGGGUCGUCGCUGCCCUCGCCGUUCGCCUCGACUCGAGGGUCGUUCAGUUCGACCCGACGGAACAAGCGGCCAUACUCGACCUCGCCGAUGAACGUGGACGGCGUGGACCUGAACACGAUCAUCAGGUCGUCGCCGACGUGUCUGAGCGGCGGGUCCCCGACGGGCAGCGCGGCGCCGGUGCCGUGCUCCCCGUCAGGAGGGAGUUACGGCCACAUCAUCCCCCGCCCGGAGGCCAACAACAACAACCUGCCACACCGCGCCAACCUCUCCUUCCAGACGCUGGUCGGCGACGACGACGUGGUCAAGAACAACAACAACCUCCACUACUACAAGGUGGAGCCCAAGUGUGAGCCGGAGGAGCAGCAGCAGCAGCAGCAGGCGUCGCCGCCCUACCUGGAGCAGCAGCAGCAGCAGGAGGGUGAGGACGGGCGGCCGGGCAGCCCCCUGGAGGACGACGGGCCCCGCUACUGCCGCUGGGUGGACUGUAACGUGCUCUUCUCCUGCCGGGAGACGCUCUCACGACACAUCGAGAAGGCGCACAUCGACCAGAGGAAGGGCGACGACUUCACCUGCUUCUGGGCGGCGUGUCAGCGCCGCUACCGACCCUUCAACGCCCGCUACAAGCUCCUCAUCCACAUGCGGGUCCACUCAGGCGAGAAGCCCAACAAGUGUACGUUCAAAGGCUGCACUAAGGCAUUCUCUCGGCUGGAGAAUUUGAAAAUUCACCUGAGAAGUCACACUGGAGAGCGACCCUACAUCUGUGUCUACCCUCACUGUAUGAAGGCCUUCUCCAACUCCUCAGACAGAGCUAAACAUCAGCGCACCCACGUUGAUGCAAAACCGUACGUGUGUUCAGUGCCAGGCUGUAAGAAGCGGUACACGGACCCGUCCUCCCUUAGGAAACACGUCAAGAACCACUCAGCCAAGGAACAGGCGCUUGCCAAAAGAAAGAUGCGGUCCCCUGAUGAGGAUUUCCGUGGGUCGUCACCUGGAUGUUUGGUGACUGGCAUUCCUCUGGAUACGGAUUCUCCUCUCAUGGACCAUGAUGCCCUCCAGUACGGCGGUGAGUCCUCCCUCACUCACCUAUCCAGUAGGCCGAUGAGUCCUUCUUCCACACAUUUGCUCUUCCAGUACGGUGACAGUGUCGUCCCCCAGUGCGGGCCCCGGGGAUGUGGUUCGCUUCAGCCUCCGCUGCCACGUCCUCUCUCGUCGACCGUCGGGGGAGACGCCCCAGAUGGCGCUAGGUCUCCCGGAGACCUUAGUUCCGGAGUUCUCGCAGGAGGAUCUCGACGCCUGGGUCAGCAUAUACUGAACUACCAACACCUGCUGACAAAUGAUGACAUUCUCGUGUACGGAGAAGAUUCUCAAAUGCAACACGAACUGCAAAGAAAACUUAUGGUAGGGAACGACGGGUGUGAGGUGAUGGUGUUCGGCCAGCAGUCAUCGUCAACGCCACAGCAGCAGUUGAUGGUUGGUAGUAACGAGCGAUCGUCACCUGGGUUUGCUUCCCCACCUCCACCUUACUGUCAAGCCCCAGUCUUCUCUGUCGCUAAUUGUAGCGCCACCGCCUCCCAUCUUCCACAGUAUACCAUCACCUCUCCUGCUUCCAUUACAUCCUACCAGACUCCACUAUAUACACAGCAACAGCAACAAAUACAGCUUCAAAUGACAUCGUACUCGACACAGCAAGGAACUUGAAGCACAAACUGAUUCAUAAUGAUCAGACAGGAAAGACGGGGUAACUCUGGAACAGUUAUCUUGCAGCUCCAGAAAGCGGGAUCAAGUUCCAGGUCGCUACCAGUAGCCCGAUAUUAGUUGUUGGUACGAUGUUGUUCCAGUUUAGGACACAGUUGAUAACCUUAUUAACUGAUCACAUUGUACGGUGCUGCUCGCUCACCAUAUGUAGACUUAUUUGUGUACAUUUAAAACUGUCCAAAACGUUGUACUGAAUAUCAUGGGCAGUGAUAUUACACAGUUUUAGUGGAUGCAACAUAUAAUUGCAUUAAAACAAACAUUCUAGUAAUAAUAUAUUUAUUUGGUUUCAUAUGAUAUGCACAUAACACACACGCACAUAAUUUUGAAAGUGAAUUGUGCUUCCUUAAAGCCUAUUUUUAGUACUCUGGUUAUAUCCCAGGGAAUUGGUGCUAUUUAGUUUACUUUCUAGUACAAUAUUUUUAUAAUCGAAAUACUGUUUAUUGCCAGUAUUAGGUUCAAGCGUUGAAGACUAUAUCACCUAGCUAAUGGCCACCAUAUUUGUGUUCUUGAUUUUAAUACCAAGAAAACACUUUGUUGCUGUUGAGAUUAAUUUUUGAGAGAAAAAACAUUGGUGUAUUCAGUAAAGCUUGGCUUUUUCCCGCGAGAAACCAAUAAUACCAAAGACUGGUCCAAGACUGCUUCUUGAUGGAUUGACAAGGUAUAUUCUCCUACCUUGCUUUUUACAUUUUUUUUAAUCUAAUUGUAAAUCGGCCGACGUGGUGUUGGCCAGCAGUUACGAGUGCAAACUUCUAAUUAACAGAUGGAUGGGCCUUAAAUUUGUUUGGUCAACAUGAAACUUGUCCUAUGUCAUCCGGCCGAAGGUGAUGAUGAGUCAGCCUUUGAGUAGAUUCUAAUUAUUUGGACCCAAAUUGGGAACAGGAAAACAAUGGACCACAAUACAUGUUUCUGAGCGGAAUUUGAGAAUGUUAAUCGGAUUAAGUUAAUUUUGGUGUUUUGACUUCUUCUUUUUUAAUUUAGUGGACUAGAUGUAUACUAUGCUGCUGCUUUAAAUGGAUUAAUGAGUCGUGUUAAUAAUGUAAUAAAUUUGAUUAACAUUUGUUAAUAAUUUGUGUUGUAUGUAAAAGUUUUGCCGAGACAAACCUCUCGAACUCUGCUCAAAGUUUCAAUGUUAGGUUUGUAUAAUUGCUGUAAUAUGUACAAAAGUACAAAUUUGUUAUGUACGCGUAGUGUAUAUGUUUAUUAUUAGUAUUAUGAUUUCAAUAUUAUUUAUUUUACAUGUUAGUAUCGUGAUACGUCAGGGUUCAGGUGUAUAGUGUGUUUUUGUGCUCAAAUGUAAGCGUGCCUUUCCUUGUCAAAAACAAAGUUUGGAACUAAGCAUCGAAAAGUAAGGUUUUAAUUAACAUCUGAUAAGUUGUUGUCACGUGAAUCAUGCUUGAUUUGUGACUUAGGACAAUGACAAUCAUGGUAAUGUGUGAAGACUAUAAUGUAGGUAUCAAGGUGAGUAUAGAUAUGUAGUUGAACAAAAAUUAGCCUAGUAACGCUCACUCAAGGUGCUAUAUUGAUCUCUCUUUUUGAACCACUGUUAAUCCAUCACACCGAUAGGACUCCAUAUUGUAUCAUUUUGUUCUCAUAAAAUGUAAGAAAUACCCUUCAUACAGCCAUUAACAACAUCAAAAUGCUGCUUGCUUUAAGAGUGCAUAGUUCCGGUAGGUAGGUAGGCAGGCGAGGCAGCUGUCCAAACUCAUCAGUGCUUUCAAUAGGUUUAGUCUUCUCGGCGCACUCUUGUGUCGCUAGUGUCUGUAGAUUAUUUUUUAUAAAUGUGGUGCAGUGUCUUUGUAAAAAAAAAAGUAGGUUUUUGUGAUAAAUAAAAUUACGAAUAUACUG